This is a messenger RNA of Prosopis cineraria, 2519 nucleotides long. Its product is annotated as abscisic acid 8'-hydroxylase 4-like. Bases 47 to 1462 code for a protein of 471 amino acids. The transcript has 9 exons. The record is from RefSeq and is a predicted model, not a curated record. Gene Ontology annotation, molecular function: heme binding; iron ion binding; (+)-abscisic acid 8'-hydroxylase activity. Lineage: Eukaryota; Viridiplantae; Streptophyta; Magnoliopsida; Fabales; Fabaceae. Gene Ontology annotation, biological process: sterol metabolic process.
ACAUUCCCUGCAUUUCUCUCUCUCUCUCUCAUCACUUUCUCACACAAUGGAUGCAUUUCUUGCCUGCGUCCUGUUCUUUCUCAUACCAUUGUUCUCUUCUGUCUUCGUGCUUUUAAAAAAACAAUACCGAAAGCCCCCCACAAGGCCACAGCUUCCUCCUGGUUCCAUGGGAUGGCCCCGUAUAGGAGAGACUCUUCAACUCUACUCUCAGAACCCGAACGUCUUCUUCGCCGCCAAACAGAAAAGGUACGGUGAAAUAUUCAAGACCAAUAUUCUGGGUUGUCCCUCGGUGAUGCUGGCUGGCCCCGAGGCUGCGCACUUUGUGCUCGUGACUCACGCUGACUUGUUUAAGCCCACCUAUCCUAAGAGCAAGGAACGUCUGAUUGGCCCGUCUGCUCUGUUUUUCCACCAAGGUCAGUACCAUAUGAGUCUGAGGAAGCUCGUUCAGGAUUCGCUCUCCCUCGAAUCACUUCGCAAAUUGGUGCCUCAUAUUGAAUCCUUGGCUGUUUCUGCCAUCAAUUCUUGGGCUGACGCGCCCCUCGUUAACACAUUUAGUGAAAUGAAAAGGUUUUCUUUCGAGGUGGGUAUCCUUCUAGUCUUUGGCCAUUUGGAGCCCAGGCUUAAAGAGGAACUCAAGAAAAACUACUGUAUAGUAGACAGAGGCUACAAUUCCUUUCCCACUAGCAUUCCAGGAACCUCAUUCAAAAAGGCACUGUUGGCAAGAAAGAGGCUUGGCGAGAUUAUCAGAGAUAUAAUUAGUGAGCGCAAGGAGAAGAAAUUGCCUGAAAAAGAUCUCAUGGGAUGUCUGUUGAGCUGGAAAAAUGAGAAUGGAGAAGUCUUGAGCGACGAGGAAAUCUCAGAUAACAUUAUUGGAGUGCUGUUUGCUGCUCAAGACACUACAGCUAGUGUCAUGACAUGGAUAAUAAAAUACCUGCACGAUGAACCCAAACUUCUGGAGGCUGUAAUGGAGGAGCAGAAGGCUAUUCGCGGGUCAAAUAAUGAAGGUAACCUACCACUGAGUUGGAAUCAGACUAGAAGCAUGCAAGUUACCAACAAGGUUGUAUUAGAGAGCUUGAGAAUGGCAAGCAUUAUAUCAUUCGCUUUCAGAGAAGCAGUGGCUGAUGUAGAUUACAAGGGGUUCCUAAUACCAAAAGGGUGGAAAGUUUUGCCUCUGUUCAGAAACAUUCAUCAUAAUCCAGAUUAUUUUCCCGAUCCUCAUAAAUUUAACCCUUUUAGGUUUGAGGUGGCACCAAAACCCAAUACUUUCAUGCCAUUUGGCAGUGGAGAACAUGCCUGCCCUGGUAAUCAGCUUGCCAAGCUGGAGUCGCUGAUCAUGGUCCACCAUUUGGUCACUAAGUUUAGGUGGGAAGUGAAAGGAUCGCAACGUGGGAUUCAGUAUGGCCCAUUUCCAGUUCCUGUGGAUGGAUUACCAGCCAGAUUUUGGAGAGAAUCUACCAGCUAGAAAGCAGCACGCAAGCACGUCUCAGCUAAUCAUCAUAAUCCCUGAACCGCCAUCCACUUUCUCUGUUAUUCCAAUUUUUCUUCUGUAAUUUUCCCCGUGUCUCAAAAUCUUUGCCCCUCUGUUUUCAUUAUCCCACCCUCCUCGAAGGGGGAAGGUAAUUCUUUUUCCUCAAGCAAUCUAUAUGUUAGUCAUGAUGUGUUAUUAGAUUUGACAAUAAAAGGGGUAGUUGAGCAGAAUGAGGCUAUGAUCUGAAGUUCAAAUGAUAUAUAAGUUACGAUAAUUUUUUAUUUAUUUAUUUCGGGGGGGUGGGGAGGUUGGGAUCGCACUCAUUACUAGCUUGGUGUCUGUACGUAUUGCAUGAGUAACACGAAAUAGCGACAAACUACACAACACGCGCCCUGGCUUCCAGCGAAUUCAUGAUUCAUAGGGUAGAGGCUGAAGGAGAGCCACGUUUUGCCUUGCGUGAUCGCUUGGGUCAUUCUUUAUCUGAUUCAUGACGCUGCAUAUAUAUUUGAGGCACCCCUUACUCUCACAUCUUUGUUUGGAGUACCAAGAUGGGCUCCCUUAGUUAAACUCUAUGAUUCUUGUCUCGUCUGCUUCAGCUUUGAUAUUUUGCUUCUUAGGACCACCCCCCUCAGCCACCUUAGCCUCAUAAUCCCAUUCGCUUAUAUUUCACCAGGGACUCACUUUUGUAUUCCCUGCCCAGAGCUUGAUAGUUGAGACCAAUUAGAACUGUUUAAGUCGAGACAGUGAUAUAAAAACCGAAAGGGGUAUGUCAAUUUUUUUUUUCUUUUGUGUCAAAGGGGUAUAUAAAAUUUACUCGAACUGUAUACAACAUUUACUCUCCUCUUUCUUUCUAUCUAUCUCUUACUUCAAAAACUGAUAAAUUAAAAGAAUCCAUAUCUUUCAUCAUAUCCUGCCCUUCAAUAAUCAAACAUAAUAUGAGUAGCGAAAAGGACAAGGUCCACUCAAAGAGCUGUUAGUGCCUAGCAAAUUAUCUGUAUUUCUCAACUUAGAAGUCUAGUCUUCGAAGAAACUUAGAAGCACGAGCAAUACU